This is a messenger RNA of Solea solea (common sole), 3140 nucleotides long. RefSeq names its product lymphocyte activation gene 3 protein-like. The transcript is spliced from 8 exons. The record is from RefSeq and is a predicted model, not a curated record. Gene Ontology annotation, cellular component: membrane raft; external side of plasma membrane. Gene Ontology annotation, biological process: positive regulation of ERK1 and ERK2 cascade; T cell activation; interleukin-15-mediated signaling pathway. Gene Ontology annotation, molecular function: MHC class II protein binding; protein tyrosine kinase binding. NCBI's taxonomy places the organism in Eukaryota, Metazoa, Chordata, Actinopteri, Pleuronectiformes, Soleidae. Bases 684 to 2126 code for a protein of 480 amino acids.
CAACCAGAGCUUCCCUGAAUAACACAGAAGACUGUAUUUGUAAACAAGUCACAUUAUUGCAGUGUCAGAAUUUGGACAAUGUUGCUUAUUUAUUGAGAUUAGAAAUCUAUUUUACAAAGAAGGUCUGGUCAAGGUAGCAGCCAUGCAAAAACAAAAUGAUAUAAUAAAAAGGAUACCUGUGUUUAUUUGUUACAAACCAUUUCUGAAAAUCAAGUCUAAAUGAUGCUGCCAUUCAUGUAGACUACACUGAAUAUGAAUAUGUACUGUAGUUUGUACUUUGCAAAUAAUUCAAUAAAUAAUAAAUAAAAUUCAGUAAAAUUAAAAUGAAUAAAUAAUAAAUGCCAUAUUGUUAUGUGUAAGAAAACAUAAUGAAGAAGAAGAAGAGAGAAUCCGUGGGAGAAAGUGGGUCUCCCUGUUUAUCUCUCAGUCUUAUAGUUUCCAGGCUGUCAAUGUCAGACCACAUCAAAGUAAGUCACAUGAUCAGAAGAGGAACUACCAAACACUCUACCCCGUCACCACCCACGGGCUCAUAUACAGUAUAUAUAUAUAAACCUCAUCGGCCCAACUCAGAAAAUCACAUCAAGCACAUCACGCAAAGAGAAAGAGUUUUCAGGAAGUGGAGAGAAAACACAUGUUAGUGAAAGAGAUUACCGAGACAUCUGUGGAUUUAUUUGAAAAGCAGAAUGAUGUCGUUGGUGUGUUUCACCUUUGUUUUCAUGACUUUUCUAAUGACAGGAGCUCAUUGUGAUGAAACAGAGGUGUUUGCUGAAGCAGGCGCUCCAGCUGAACUCCUGUGUAAAUCUACAGACAAUACUCCUUCUACCAUCAUUUGGACUAAAGUUAACAAAGGCACAGUUUGGAGAAAGCUAAAGAGUGGCCUGCAGUACUGGGGUUCUAGUUGGACACAGAAAGGGAUCCAACGUGUCCAAUGCCCUCACCCCCAGUUUGAAAGAGGCGACUACAGCCUGCUGAUUAACAAUGUGCGGCAGGAUGAUGGAGGACUUUACUCCUGCAGCGUGGAGGCUGGAGGACGGGUCACUAAAAACCUGGUCAUGCUCAGAAUCAUCACAGUGUCCAUCUCUCCAUCCGAGCCCAUACUGGGCAGGGACGUUUCAGUCACCUGUGAUGUGACUCCAUGGCCUUAUGGAGCCUCUGUGCGGUGGAUGUUGAACGACAGUCCAGUUUCGUCGGAGACCGCGGUCGCCUCAGACGGGGUCAGCUCUAACAGCAUUGUGAGGAAAAAGUUGGCCACGAGGCUGUCAGGAAACUGGACGUGUGUGGUGAGCUACAAGGGCAAAGAGGGGCGAGCUUCAGCAAACCUGACAGUGAGAGGAAUCAUCCAACCACCCACUGACAACACUAAGGUGUAUGCUGCUGUGGGCUCUUCAGUCACACUCCCAUGCAUCUUCUCCCCGGGCCUGAUUCCCUCCUCACCAGCGUGGGAGAAACUGCAGCCUGGGUCUCUUUUUAAACCGUCUCCCAGUCUCCCGCUGCCCUCCUUUUCUCCAUCCUCACCCUCCUCUCAGAAUCCUUGGGAUAAGUCUACCACUUUGAAUGAGGUUGGUUUAAAGGAUGUGGGCAAGUACAGAUGCUCUGGGACCAUACAAGGACAAAAGCUGACUCGGGACAUGCAACUGGUCAUCGCUAAAAUUGAAAGCAGUGUUCCAUCAAAGAGAAAAGGUUACGUGACCGUGACCUGCCAGCUGUCCGACGACAAGGACGUCACCAACUAUGAAUGGGUUCAUGUGAGCUAUGAUGUCAACGGCACACAGUCUUUUGAGUCCAUUCAGACGGGGAAGACGCUGAGUAUCAGCCCGGUGUCAGAGGAGAACAGGGGCGCAUGGGUAUGUCGCUUCUCAGGCAAAGAAGGCAUUCUGGGAAACAUAACCUACCAUGUUCAAACGAUGAGUGGUUUGAGUGGACAGGAAUCCACAGGUUUUUCACACAACACCACUGCUCUGGUCGGACUCAGUUUGCUCCUACUUUUUCUGCUGCUGGUUGUGGCUCAAAUGUACAAGAACCACCAAAGGAGGAAAAGAGUGUUUGCAUACCCAGCCCUGGAAACAAUUGUUCACACCAUCGCCAAUGAGCGUGAGGAGAGAGAAAGAAACCAAGUGAAACAGUAAAAAUCCAUUAAAGACAAAAAAUAGUCCUUAAGUUAAGUCUGUCUUCUUCAUACAAAUUGGGAAGCUUUUGUUUGCACAGUUUUUUUCCCCCAAUACAUUAUUAUUGUAUAAUAAAAAAUGAAAUGUUGUAUGUUCAGUAUAUCGUGCUGUUUCAGCUGUAAAUGUUUUAAUUGCUCUGUGCAAGGAUUGUAUUUUGCAUGUAUAUACAUUGUGACAACAGACUGCUUUGUACAUAAAGUGCAUUUUAACAGAAAAAUAAAUCUGUUUUUUUUAUUUGUUACAUUAUAUAAAAUCAGAUUGUUAUUGAUAUAAAUUAAUUAUAUAAAAAUAUGUUACACAAAUUUGUAUCUGUAUGUACUGUAGGUAAAAAUAAAAUAAACACAUUAUUAUACAUUAACUACAGGUUCGUACAAUGAUCAUACCUUCUGUAAAGGCAUGUGUCGACGAAAAGUGUACUGAGCUGCAACUCCCAGACUAAAACUAUUUACUCCAUUUUCAAGAUAAGCCAAAAAAUGUGGUGUGUUGCAUUCCGUGAUCUCAGAUUGUGGCUGUGCAGUACAGUUCAGCAGCAGAACUACACCUGACUACACUCGCCCUCUUCAUGCUCUGAAAAGUGGCGAAAAUCAAAAAAGGACAAAGAACGGGUGAUGUCCUCCAGAAGUCCUUCAUCUCUAGGUUGUAAAUGGUCCAUGACUUCUUCAUCAUCAAAGCACCAGCCUGGCCAGUCCACAUUUACACCUUCUGAAAAGGCAACACUGAAAGAGAGAGAAAGAAACCAUAACUAUUUAACAUUUCCCGGGCCUGUAUGGUCUCUGCCACACGAUGGAUAGUACAUUUAAAUUUACAUUUUAUCAUAACUGUAGGGACGGAGUUAAUGAGGAGUUUCCAUCAUGCCAAAAAUAUAAAAUGACUUAAUCAUUUACUCGCAUUACUAUAAUUGAGUAGGUUUUUUGUAUACUUGUAUACUUUUUUUAAAUUUGUAAUUUUACCUUUACUUGUUAUAAUUAUAUUUUA